Molecule: messenger RNA, 360 nt
Organism: Cylicocyclus nassatus
Lineage: Eukaryota; Metazoa; Nematoda; Chromadorea; Rhabditida; Strongylidae
Source: the annotation of a GenBank genome assembly
AGAAUGCGAGUACUGAUCUUCUCGUUUGUUCUCUCAUCAUGCUACUGUUUGAACUCGAUGAUCCCGAGGUGGCAGACAGCUGGAGCAAGGGGAUUUCUUCUUUGUAACGGUAAACCCGCUGCUCGAGCAUUUAUGCUUUUGUGUCAAAGAAGAUUUUUUUCCAUAAAAUGCCUGGAUGUCGCCGCAGCGGACAAAAAUGGAUUUUUCAAAAUUUCAGGCACUAUAUUCGAGAUAUCAAUGAAUCCACAACUCCGCAUUUACUCUUGUUGCAACCGUAAAUGUGAUGGACUCAAUCCGAAAAUAAAGGAGGUCUGCAUAUACAUUCCACCAAAGUAUAUACGUGGAGGAAAAAAAGUAUGG